AUGGUCCAAUUCACCGAUGCCCUCGUUUUGGCUCUCUUGGCCGCCACUACUCGCGCCGCACCUUUGUCUUUGAACAAGCGUAUUGCUCAGACGACUAUCGAUUCUGUUACGCCCUGGGAGGAUGCUUGUAACUCUGCGGGAGGAGGCUCACAAUGUAAUCCGAUUGCGGUCACCGCUGCUUCUACUUUGCUUGCUGCGGCUGGAAACUGUGAUCAGCAGAACUCAGCAGAUGCCAUGAUCACCCUCGCGAAAACGCUCAACAACAAUGCAGACAUGAUUUCGCUUGCUCAAAUUUUUGCCCAGCAACCCCGGAACUCGCCUAACUCCCUGGCUGUCCCUUACUGUGAGACGGCGCCGCAGAACAGCGAACUGAAUGGAUUCUUCCAAUGUCAGUUCCAAGGCUCAGAUCAAACAUCUUUUGUCGGAGGUCUUUCAGUCGGUGACGCCGGAACUAUUCCUUUCGGUUUGAGUGCAGCUGUCAAUCCAGCUGGGUCGUGUCCAGCCAACCCUAGCGGGCCUGUAGCAGAUGGACAACAGCUCAACACGAUUACUCAGAAUCCUGGCACACCGUCGUCAUCGGGUUCGACUGCCUCAGGUUCAACUGGUAGUACUGCCUCUUCAGCCUCUGUUGCACCCGCUGCUGCAUCGUCGGCGGCAUCUAGCUCUGCAUCUACAUCAGACAAUGACGGUUCCGGUGCUGCAGUUGGUGCCAGUGCAUCUUCCACUUCCACGGCAGGCACUACAACAUCUUCCAGCACUUCCACUUCUUCUGGCUUCGCUCUCUCUAACGGACAAGCCGCUCAGGCCUUGAACGCCCAAUUCGCCACUCUGACUGCAAGUUCAACUUGCACUGAUGGUCAGAAUGCCUGUGUUAACGGCGCGUUUGCACAAUGUGUUGGCGGGAAAUUCGAGACGACCCAGUGCGCAGGUGGAACGACUUGUGCCGCGUUGCCCUUGGUUAACUCUGCUGGUACCAGUAUUACCUGUACCACCACCGCUGACGCUGAAGCUCGCAUCGCCGCAACCGGGGCGACCGGAGGAAUUACUGGCGAUGGAUCGACCGCCGCUGCUUCCAGCGCAGGUUCUGACACCUCCGCCACCGACUCUGCCGCUGUCUCUACGUCCACUGCCGCCGCCUCCACUAACCAAGCAGCCACUUCCUCAUCUUCCACCUCCUCAUUUGCUUUGUCCAACGGACAAGCUGCACAGAAGCUGAAUGCGCAAUUUGCCACCCUUACCGCCUCCUCGAGCUGUACCGAAGGCCAAAAUGCAUGUGUCAACGGUGCGUUCGCUCAGUGCGUCAACGGAUCGUUCGAGACCACCCAAUGCGCUGGUGGGACGACCUGUGCUGCAUUGCCGUUGGUGAACUCUGCUGGGACUAGUAUCACUUGCGCUACUACUGCUGAUGCUGAGGCCCGUAUCGCGGCUACUGGGGCGACCGGAGGGCUCACUGGCUCUUCUUGA
Molecule: messenger RNA, 1464 nt
Organism: Lentinula edodes (shiitake mushroom)
Lineage: Eukaryota; Fungi; Basidiomycota; Agaricomycetes; Agaricales; Omphalotaceae
Exons: 4
Coding region: 1-1464 (487 amino acids)
Source: RefSeq, a predicted model, not a curated record